Messenger RNA from Bemisia tabaci, 2493 nucleotides. Its product is annotated as thymidine phosphorylase. The record is from RefSeq and is a predicted model, not a curated record. Gene Ontology annotation, biological process: pyrimidine nucleobase metabolic process; pyrimidine nucleoside metabolic process. Gene Ontology annotation, cellular component: cytosol. NCBI's taxonomy places the organism in Eukaryota, Metazoa, Arthropoda, Insecta, Hemiptera, Aleyrodidae. Gene Ontology annotation, molecular function: pyrimidine-nucleoside phosphorylase activity; 1,4-alpha-oligoglucan phosphorylase activity.
ACGAGAGCAGUCGAUCGGGGCCUUUGGCGGCAAGACGACAGCAUUUGAAUGGGAUCCCGGUUAUUGUGCAAAUGUGCGUAGGUCGGACCGGUCUGCGUAAUUAGGGUGGGAACACUGGUCCAGGAUCGCAGUAUUCGCGCGUGUCGCGUCUAGUUUUCGCUCGGGUUUUCGGCGAGUUUCGCGCUUAUCUUCGCGGUGAUAAGUCGCUUCAUCGACGGGUUCAGGAUGGAGAACGGCUCAAGUUCAAGAGGCUCAAAGGCAGCCAACCUCAACUUCAUGGAGAUCCUCACGAAAAAAAGGGACGGGAAGGAACUCAACUGUGAUGAAAUCAAACACCUUGUUCAAGAGAUCGUCAAUGAAACUGUUCAGGAGUCUCAAAUCGGAGCUAUGUUGAUGGCGAUGUAUAUUCAAUCCUUAUCCAUUCGAGAAACGACUUACCUCACAGAGGCAUUUAUUGAAUCAGGAGAAACUUUGAGCUGGCCACAGGAGUGGGAAGCACUGCUCGUUGACAAACACAGCACAGGGGGAGUUGGCGACAAAGUGUCCAUACCACUUGCACCAGCCCUGGCGGCAUGUGGUGCCAAAGUGCCCAUGGUGUCUGGCAGAGGUCUUGGCUUCACUGGCGGUACACUCGACAAACUUGAAAGUAUACCAGGUUUUAAAGUAGUACAAUCCACUGAAAACUUGACGAAAAUUUUGGACACGGUCGGAUGCUUCAUUGUUGGAACAACUGAGAACCUCACUCCGGGCGACAGACAAGUCUAUAAAUUCCGCAACGUUACAGCAACAGUCAGUAAUGACUGCCUGAUUACUAGUUCAAUAAUAUCAAAGAAAAUAGCAGAGGGUGUCAAAUCACUCCUACUUGAUAUCAAAGUUGGAAAAGCCGCUUGGUGUAAAGAUUUGGAGAGUGGACGAAAAUUGGCUAAAAUUCUGGUAUCUGUGGCAGAGGAGUUUGGAGUUUCUACCCACGCAUUCUUGACCAGAAUGGAUGAGCCAGUUGGUUAUGCAGUUGGCAAUGCAUUAGAGAUAGCUGAAAGUGUUGAAUGUCUCAGGGGAACAGGAUCACUACAACUACGACAGUUAGUCUGUGACUGCGGUGGUGAGCUAUUGGCGAUGUCUAACUUGGCCUCAAGUGUGGAGGCAGGGAAAUCAAUGAUUGGUGAAGUUUUGAAAAAUGGAAAGGCACUCGAAAAAUUUUAUGUCAUGAUAUGUGCUCAAGGCGUGGAUGAAAACGUCGCAGAAACUUUAUGUUUCGGCGAUAUGGCCACCGUACUACCACAAGCAAAACACAAAGUGCAAAUAAACUCACAUCAGUCAGGUUAUAUUCAAGGAAUCAACGGGUUGAUUUUAGCAGAAGCUGCAGGUUCACUGGGAGCCGGAAUAACAAGCAUCGGUCAAAAAAUCGAUCACAGCGUAGGAUUCCGGCUGCUAAAAACAGUCGGGCAUCGGAUUAAAGUCAACGAGCCAUGGGUAGAAAUCCAUUUCUCAUCAGAAUUGAAUGAUGAUCUGAGGCUGAAUGUUGAAAAUGCACUCUCUGUUUCCAGUGCUUCGGUAGAAUCCAAAGAUUUUCUAAUUCAAGUGAUUAGCCAAGGAUAACUAAAGAAGGUACCAAAGCCACUUCCUCUUUUUAUUUCCCUUCUAGAGGUUAAGACAAUCAAAGUUUUCACAUAUUGAAGCGGCAUAUCAACGGUGUUUCAAAUUAUCCUCUCCCAUUUUCCUUUAUCUAAGGAGAACAAACCACUGUUAUCGCUUGAAAUUGUCAUAGAAUAUUUUUCACAAAGAGAAAAAAAAACAGGAAAGUAUUCAAGAAAUAACACAGAAUAUUUUUCCAUUAGAAAAAUAAAGUAUGACAGGAAGUCUGCGACGUUACAAACCAAGAUAGGCAUUUUUGCAGUUUCACGGCUUUCACCGUUGAUAAAGCAACUAGAAGCAGAGAGAGAGUUUAGCUACACUCGUUUCCAUACUUAGGAUUUUAAAGUGUCAUCUCGCAAUAAAAACCAGAACACAGUUAAAAAAAAUCACAGCUGUGGGGCCUACUAAUGUAAGUUUCAUUUGAGAUUCUAAAAACUAUUUAGAAAUGAGGAUAAACAAAAUUGUUUUCAGAGAAUAAGGUAAACGAUUUUGGUAAAUCUGAAGGAAACUUAAAAUUAAGAAAAAGUUGCUGUUAACUUUUUGAAGAAAAGCACUUCUAAUUAGUCUCCUGUGCACACUCUUCACUGGGUCUUCUCCGACAGAAAAAAAGAGGGAUUUUAACUUAUCUAAAAAGAAAAACAAUUUAAUUGAAGACAAAUACACUUUAUAUUUUGUUUAAAGUUCUUAAGCAAGUUUUAACUAUAGCUUAGUUCACAAAAUGUACAUUAUGAUGAUAAAAAAAAUUUGUUAAUAAACCCUGUAACUAGCAGUUGUAAAAACAAUACAAAGCGUUUUGUCAAUACUAGGUAUUUUUCUGUACAGUGAAAGCACAUUUUUUUUAAUAAAAUAUCACAGAAAUAA